UUUCAUUGAGUGGCGAAACGGAAUACGGUGUGUUGUGAGUACGGAAUUAAAGCAGUAAAGCAAACAAUUGCAUAAAUUAGAGUGGGAAGAUUUACAAAAAAGAAAAAAAUAUAAUGGCAGCCAGAUUAAUUCAAAAGAUUGUUAACACGGUGCCUGCUUCUGGUCGGGCCUAUUCAUCAGGUGCACGCAAAGUUACUCUCAUACCAGGUGAUGGCAUUGGCCCUGAAAUUUCUGCUUCCGUACAAAAAAUAUUUACCGCCGCUCAGGUACCCAUCGAAUGGGAAUCGGUUGAUGUAACUCCAGUUAGAGGUCCUGACGGUAAAUUCGGUAUACCUCAGGCUGCCAUUAAUUCGGUAAAUACCAAUAAAAUUGGUCUAAAAGGCCCACUCAUGACUCCGGUAGGCAAAGGUCAUCGUUCCUUGAAUUUGGCUCUACGUAAGGAAUUCAAUUUAUAUGCUAAUGUCAGACCUUGCAGGAGCCUAGAGGGCUACAAAACUCUUUACGAUAAUGUUAAUGUCGUAACAAUACGUGAAAACACCGAAGGUGAAUAUUCUGGCAUCGAACAUGAAAUAGUUGACGGCGUAGUGCAGAGUAUUAAAUUAAUUACGGAAGAAGCUUCUAAAAGAGUCGCCGAUUAUGCUUUUCAAUAUGCCAAAAAUAAUGGUAGAAAAAAGGUUACCGUCGUGCACAAGGCUAACAUUAUGCGUAUGUCAGAUGGUUUGUUUUUACGUUGCGUUCGUGAAAUGGCCGAAAAAUAUCCAGAAAUUAAAUUUGAGGAACGCUAUUUGGAUACUGUAUGCUUAAAUAUGGUACAGGAUCCCUCAAAAUAUGAUGUCUUGGUUAUGCCCAAUUUAUACGGUGAUAUAUUAUCGGAUAUGUGUGCCGGUUUAGUAGGUGGCUUAGGUUUAACACCUUCCGGUAAUAUGGGCCUAAAUGGUGCUCUUUUUGAAUCUGUCCACGGUACUGCCCCUGACAUUGCUGGCAAAGAUUUGGCCAAUCCCACUGCCCUGUUACUCUCAGCCGUUAUGAUGUUAAGACAUAUGGAGCUCAACACUCAUGCUGAUAAAAUUGAAAAAGCUUGUUUUGACGUCAUUAAAGAGGGUAAUCAUUUAACUGGUGAUUUAGGCGGCAAAGCGAAAUGCUCGGAGUAUACAAACGAGAUAUGCGCGAAGCUAUAAGCCAAAACACCUCCACCAACGUUGUACUGCUAAUAAUCCCAUUCGUAAAGGUCAACAAUCUUUUAUUUGCUAUAAAACAAUUUAUAAGUUACACUGUUUAAGCCAAAAGUUUCUUUCGGAGAGGUCUUUGCUUUAACAAAACACUUCUCAUGGUUCCCUUCAACUCGAUAGUAUUUUGUGUUCGAAUCGUUGUUUGUUUUUAAUUUUCAUUUAUAAUAUAUAUAACACUGUGAAAAAUCUCGUUUUUUUUGUUUUUUUUGUUUUUUUUUUUUGUUUAAAUAAUUGUGAUCUGCUAACUUAUUCGUUAUUGUGCUCGUCCUUUUUCUAUUUUUUUUUUCCAUUUUUCUUUUUUCGUAUAUUGUAGUCAUUCAUUUUGUAUUUUAAAAAUAUUCGAAAAAUUGUAAUAUAUAUAUUUUAUGUAUUUAUAUUAUUUUCCUUCCUCUUCGCGAAUAUAUAUCGCUGUCUCAUAAUGUAACCGCUAGAAAAGUGUUUAAGUCAGGAAAAAAAAAAACCAAUAA
Messenger RNA from Glossina fuscipes, 1696 nucleotides. Its product is annotated as probable isocitrate dehydrogenase [NAD] subunit alpha, mitochondrial. The transcript is spliced from 6 exons. The record is from RefSeq and is a predicted model, not a curated record. The coding region runs from base 114 to 1178 and encodes 354 amino acids. Lineage: Eukaryota; Metazoa; Arthropoda; Insecta; Diptera; Glossinidae. Gene Ontology annotation, molecular function: magnesium ion binding; NAD binding; isocitrate dehydrogenase (NAD+) activity. Gene Ontology annotation, biological process: isocitrate metabolic process; tricarboxylic acid cycle. Gene Ontology annotation, cellular component: mitochondrion.